AUUCAAGAAAGAGGAGAUUUUUAACUUUGGUUUGUCAUUUUGCCUUGCAAAAAUAUAUCUUAGCAAACCGUCAACCGUUUGUCAACGUUUUUGUUAGUUGCGUGUAUUUUUUCCGAUACGACAAAAAGAAGAUGAAUUCACUGCCAAAUGAGUUACUGCUGAAAAUCCUAGGUUAUCUACCGAACAAUAAAUCGGUAGCACUCGUCAGUCGUCGAUUCUACGAUGCAGUUUGUACGUUGGACGCAAAAGACGAGCGCCUUAUCUUACACGUUUACGAACCGAAAGAGAAAAACGACAGAUUCAUUCGUAGCGUGAUGAACACAACGCGACCCAUAAGAAACGUUCUGGUCAACUUUGCGUCAGUGGAACGUGAAGUGGUCUUUGGUGUAUUGAAGAAAUUCACUGAAAACAUCGACUACCUAAGUGUGUGCGCGGAAAAAGGAUCGGACUAUCUUGAAGCGAUAGAACUCGUUCCAAACGUAAUUCAUUUGGAGCUGGUUUCCCUGGCUUCCUGCAAUUAUAUCCCGUCGACCAAGAAGGCACGUCAUGACGAUGAAAACAACAAAGUGCUGAAUUUGUUGCGAUUGAGAAAAUUGCAAAUGGAUCGAUGCUUGAAUUCAGACGUCGUGGAAAUGUUCAAUCGAUUGCCGGAUGAACUUUUGAAUGAACUAUCAUUAUUGGCUUCACACUUGAGUCGAUCAUAUGAGCUGUUCCAAAAGCAGAGAAAUAUAACAAAACUUACAAUCACGCGGUGCAGAUGCAAUUGUGUAUGCGAUCACAAAGCGAUGAUCAUCAGAGAUGCAUCUAUUUUCGACCACUUGCAAUUGAAGUUUCUGGAAUGGCAGGCCGAUAAAUUCGAAGACGCGAACGUUGGAUCCGUGUUGGCAAAGCAGAAAAACCUUGAAAGUCUGAGACUGGUUGCAAUGAAAAUUAGUGUCGACCUACUAAAUGUUAUAACGGAUCAGUUGCGUAAGCUUCACACACUUGAGAUUGGCAUUACCAAUCUACCCACCGAUGCCGUUAAAAAAAUUACCAAAUUGGAGAAUUUGACCGAUCUCACACUAUGGAGCGACGACGAGGACAGUACCGAAGUGUUCAGAGAAUUAGCUAAGUUGGACAACAGUCGAAUCACUGCACUGAACAUUCAGCAUUGCUUCGGUAUUCCUGAUGAUGUGAUUGCAUCAAUGUCCAGAUCGCUUCCAAAUUUGAAAAGGAUCGCCGUCCAUUGCGUUUUUAGCAUUAACACAUUCUCGGCGAUUUUGAAGCAUUUCAACUACGUUGAAGCUGUACAUUUGGAUGCAGCGGACAUCAGCUGGGAUGCUAAAGAUCGCACUGGUAACUGCGAAUCGCUGUUGAAACGAGGAUAUGACAACCACAAGCUAACCGAACUCCGGAUAUCGUAUCCCAUAGCGUAUUCUUUGAAAAUGGUAGAGAAAAUGGUUGCGUACUAUCCACAUUUGAAAAGACUGGUCUUUUUCCCGACGAAUCGCUUAUUUUACAAUCCGUUCGUGGGAAUUCUGAAAGGUUUCAAGGAAUUGGAAUCGCUGUUCAUUCUACGGUCACUGUACGAGGUCAAGAAACGAUAUUACGACCUAAAUCUAAUUGUCGAGCACGGAAUCAAUUUGAAGUUUGUUGCGCUGUUGGAUUUGGAGUUGGUUGGUCACGAUGUGUUGAUGAUUGAGGAAAGUGUUCGCAAAAAGUUCGGUUUCAUUCAAUAUGACCGAAAGUUGGGAGUGAAAAUGGCUGUUGGCAGACGAAUAAUGAAAACCGAAUGGGAAUAUGUGAUGACGAACACCGAUUGGGAAUAUAUCCGGCCGUACUGAUCGAAAGAUUAUACUGAAUUUGAUUUUGUUUCAAUUUAAGACAUUGUUGACUGUUCAGAUUGAUUUUACGACCACAUUUUAAAAUAAAAAUAAUGAACAC
Messenger RNA from Bradysia coprophila, 1923 nucleotides. RefSeq lists its product as uncharacterized. Gene Ontology annotation, molecular function: protein binding. NCBI's taxonomy places the organism in Eukaryota, Metazoa, Arthropoda, Insecta, Diptera, Sciaridae. The record is from RefSeq and is a predicted model, not a curated record.